AUGACUCACUGUUUGAUCGAAAAUUUGACGAAACAUUUGAAGGAAAUACGCGAAGGUAGCGUUGUUAUCGAUGAAUGGUUUGAAAGAGCAAAACAAAUACAAAGUGAAUUUUGUCUGGAUUCAAUUGCACUCGAUAGCAUGGCGACUCAACAACGGCCAUUUCGUAUUCGUACUGAAGUGGAAGAAGAUUUGAGUGGAGAGGAUAAACAACAAUUUAAAACCUCUUUUGUUUAUCCCAUUCUGGAUGUAGCUCUGUCCAAGUUAGAAGAGCGCUUCGAACAUUUGACUGAAUUGGAAAAUACUUAUGGAUUUUUGUUUGAUUUGCACAAUAAAGUUAAUUCAUUAAAUCAAUGUAAACGACUCGAAGAAGCAUUGACUUCAGCACAAGACGGAAGCAAAGAUCUGGACGGUACUCAACUCUUUGAUGAAAUCAAAUCAUUCCAAGCACUGAUUGAUGAUGAUGGGGGAAAAACACCUUUGGAAUCUCUCAAUAAAAUCUAUGAACUUGGUUUGGAGCCAAUCUACUCGUGA
This is a messenger RNA of Sitodiplosis mosellana (orange wheat blossom midge), 531 nucleotides long. RefSeq lists its product as uncharacterized. Lineage: Eukaryota; Metazoa; Arthropoda; Insecta; Diptera; Cecidomyiidae. The record is from RefSeq and is a predicted model, not a curated record. The transcript has a single exon. The coding region runs from base 1 to 531 and encodes 176 amino acids.